CCACGACAAAUAAACACGCGUAUUCGAUGAUGCUGGCCAUUCUAUCCCACGCUCAAGAUGAUGUCAGAGAACACUGGCUCCUCUAACCUCCAGCUCAGCUCAGGGAAGAAGCGGAAAAGGAAUUCUGUGCAGCCCGAUAUGAUCAAUCUGGGCCCUUCCCUCAAUCAGCCAUUCCAACUGCCUGUGCAUAGCUUAGAUCCCAUUUCCCCCCAAAGUCAUUCGGAGUCAUUGAAGGGGUUCUCAACCUAUCAUCCGUGGAGUCUUCCACGAAAACGACGACUUCCUCAACAGCUCUUCUGCUAUUCUCAAUCAACACAGCCGCUGUCAGAAAUAUGGAAUGAAUCAUUGCCAGCUCAUGCGGCACAACCAGGCCCUUCGACACCCCAAAUAUGUUUGUCGGCAGUCUCGAACCCCCCUUCUAUUUCCCUGAAAACUACUCUUGCAGGUUCCAACCCAUGCCAGCAAAGCCUGCGCACACCCGCGUCAUUUUUACGUCCGUGUCACAUAUGUUAUCGAAGACCUACAACCCGGGAAUUGAUUGAGGCAUAUGCAGAUUGUAGUAUAUGUGGCCAGCGAAGUUGUUACAUUUGUCUUCGCCAAUGUGACGCGCUCGAUUGCACUGGCUCAAGUCAUUUAAUCAGGGGGACUCAUGUACUGCGAGAUUCCACCGCCAUGAUGCACGAGGACACCAAUGGCAAUAAACCACGCUCCAGCCAACCUAGGAAGAUCUGCUCCCGAUGUGCAGUAGAGAAUGUGACCGAAACAGGAAGAGAGGUGGUGAGAUGCCUGGAUUGCGUACGAGGCUAUCCAUUCCACUAGACGGAUUGUUCCUAGAGAACGGAGACAUGGGUAUAAGAGUAUUGCAUAGAUGUACUUGUUUCUGUCAGUGGACAUUGAUUUGGACUCAAUACAUUCAUUCAGUAGGUGAAUGAUUAUGACUGUCGAUAGUGAAACAUGAGGAAUGGGAACAUGGGACUUUAGCAUCCAAAUGUACAUAUAUGUAGUCACUGC
This is a messenger RNA of Aspergillus steynii IBT 23096, 1011 nucleotides long. RefSeq lists its product as uncharacterized. Lineage: Eukaryota; Fungi; Ascomycota; Eurotiomycetes; Eurotiales; Aspergillaceae. The coding region runs from base 58 to 819 and encodes 253 amino acids. The record is from RefSeq and is a predicted model, not a curated record. The transcript has 2 exons.